AUGCAGCCGAAGAAGCAGAAAAAAGCGGGGGGAAGGCAGCAGAGAAACAACUCCAAAGACAGCUCGGAUGAGGGAGCAGCAGCAGCAGCAGCAUCUCCCGUCUGUGAGGAAAGUGAGAGCAGCAGCAGUGAAGAGUCAGUGAUCGCGAAGCCGAGACAGAAGUUUGUGCCGCUCUCAUCCAGCAGUAGCGGCAGCAGCAGCAGCAGCAGCAACAGCGACAGCAGCGACACCAGCGACAGCGACAGCAGUGUCAGCAGCAGCAGCAACAGCAGCAGCAGCAGCGAAGCCAGUGAUGCUUCUGACGCGGAAGCAGCAGAAGCGCCCAAGGCGUCUACCUCUCCCCGGACGAAAGCAGCAGCAGCUGCUGCUUCAAGAGUGUCUCCUGCUGCUGCUGCUGCAGCAGCAAAGAAGGGGAAACGCUCUCCUGAGGAUGAAGACAUCGAUAAAUUGUUAGAGGAGAUCGAAGCCCCUACACCGCCCAAAGGAAAAGCUGCAGCAAAAGCAGCAGCAAAACCAGCAGCAAAAGCAGCAGCAAAAGCAGCACCCAAGGCGUCAGCAGCAGCAAAGGGGAAGAAAGGAAAAGCAGCAGCAGCAGCAGCAGACUCUGAUAUCGAUGCCUUGCUGCAGGAAAUAGAGGGCAAGACGCCUCCAGCAGCAGCAGCAACAGGCUCGCCCGCAGCAGCACCAUCACCUGCAGCAGCAGCAGCAUCAGCAGCGUCUCCAGCAGCAGGAGAAAGCCCUGCUGCAGCAGCAGCGGAAGAAGAUGCAGCAGCAGCAGCAGGCCCAGGCCGUUUGAGCCGAGCAGCACAGCGAAGACAGAAAAAGAAGCAGCAGCAGCAACAGCAGCAGCAGCAGUCAUCUUCAUCUAGCGACGAAGCAGCAGCGAAGCCCGUAGGCUGCAGCAGCAGCGAAGAAGGGGCCCUUGUCUGCUGCUGCCCGUGCUGCACAGCAGCGGCUUUUGCUGCUGCAGCAGCAGCAGAAGCAACAACAGGAAGAAGAAGAAAGAAUCCGCAGGGAGGAGGAGGAACUACGAAAAAAGAGGAGGAGGAGCGGCUGAAGCGAGAAGAGAGGGAGUUAAAAGCAAAGAAAAAAGCAGAGAGGAGACAAAAAUUAAAAGAAGAAGGAAAGCUGCUGUCAGCAAAAGAGCAGCAGCGCCUGAAGAAGCAGCAGCAGUAUCUGCAGCAGCUGCAGCAGCAAGGUCUCGUCCCUGCUGCUGCUUUGUCUCCUGCAGCAGCAGGAGGAGCAGCAACGCCUCAAGGAGAAUCUCCUGGUAGCAGCAGCAAAGCAGCAGCAGACAAAGAAAGAAAGAAAAGAGAGAGAGAGAGGCGGCAGCAGCAGCAGCAGCAACGCGAAGCAGCAGCAGAAGCUGCAGAGAAGGAGCGCCUCCUCAAGCUGCAACAAGAGCUCGAGUUGCUGCAGCAGCAGCAAACUUCUACACAGAACAAAUCAGAUGAGCCUGCUGUUGAUGAUUGGGAGUCUCUCCUGGAGGAAGUGGGGCCCAAUCAGACGAGCCCAGCAGCAGCAGCAGCAGCAGCAGCAGCAGCAGGAGAGAAGAAGAGAUCGCAGCAGGUUGGUGAUGUUAGGAGGAGAGCAGCAAUGGAGCAGGCGCUGCAGCAGGUGAAGGAGCAGCAGCGUGCUGCUGCUGCAGGAACAGAAACAGAAGCAGCAGCAAAAACAGCAGACACAUCGGAGACCACGAGUGCUGCUGCAGCGACAACCGAAGCAGCAGCAGCAGCAGGAACCAGCAGCAGCAGCAAGAGCAAACAACAACCGACUUUACGUUCUCCUAUUUGCUGUAUCAUGGGGCAUGUAGACACAGGGAAGACGAAGUUGCUGGACAAGUUGCGGCGAACGAAUGUCCAGUUGGGGGAGGCGGGCGGAAUUACGCAGCAAAUUGGCGCCACCUUCUUCCCCAAAGAAGCGCUCAAGGAGCAGUGCAGCAAGAUAGAUGCAGCAGCAGAUUUGCGUCUGCCAGGUUUAUUAAUCAUUGAUACACCCGGCCACGCCUCCUUCGCUAAUCUAAGAGCACGCGGCUCUUCUUUAUGUGAUAUAGCUAUUCUCGUUGUAGAUAUUAUGCAUGGGAUGGAGCUGCAGACAAAAGAGUCUUUAUCUUUACUGCGUCAGCGGCGCUGUCCGUUUGUUAUUGCGUUAAACAAAGUCGACAGAUUAUACGGCUGGAAGGAGACAGACUGGGGCUCGAACUUCGCUCAGCUGCUGCAGCAGCAAACCGAUGAGACGCGAGGAGAAUUCUAUACACGAUGGGAGGGUGUACAGCUGCAGGGUUUAGAUGAAGCUGUUGCAGGCACAUCUUUAUUAGUUGCUGAAGAAGGAGAGAAUAUAGCUGAGUUAGAGGGAGAAGUAAUGGGCGAGAUGUCUUCAGUAUUUAAGAACGUUGAUAGCUCAGGCAGCGGCGUGUUUGUUGUUGCUUCUACACUCGGAUCGUUAGAAGCUCUUCUUGUUUAUCUUGAGGAAUGUAAAAUACCUGUAUUUGCUGUCAGCAUCGGUACUGUGCAGAAGAAAGAUAUAAAGAGAGCAUCUGUAAUGCGAGAGAAAGGAAAGCCAGAGUACUCAUGCAUAUUAGCUUUCAAUGUGAAGAUAGAUGCAGAAGCAGUAAAAGAAGCAAAGAUACUCGGAGUUAAAAUAUUUGCUGCUGAGAUUAUUUAUCAUCUUUUCGAUGCUUUUACGCAGAAGGAGGUGGAACAGACAGCUGUCUUUCCUUGCGUCUUAUCGGUAUUACCGCAGUAUAUAUUUAAUAAGAAAGAUCCGAUUGUCGUUGGGGUGUCUGUUGAGCAAGGCAUUCUUAAAGUCGGCACGCCUCUCUGUGUACCCGAAAAAGGAGAUCUGCGGAUAGGAACAGUUGCGUCUGUAGAAAUAAACAGAAAAGCUGUAGAUGUUGCGCGAGCAGGCGCUGAAGUUUGUUUAAAAAUUGUAGGGGAGCCCAACAUCAUGGUUGGCAGGCAUUUUGAUCUUAAGAAUAAAAUCGUUAGCAGACUUACUAGGUCUUCUAUCGAUUGUUUAAAAGAACAUUUCAGGGAUGAACUCACAAAGGACGACUGGCGUACUGUUGUGCACAUAAAGAAGCUGCUCGAUAUUCCGUGA
Eimeria acervulina is the source of this 3099-nucleotide messenger RNA. RefSeq names its product translation initiation factor IF-2, putative. The record is from RefSeq and is a predicted model, not a curated record. NCBI's taxonomy places the organism in Eukaryota, Apicomplexa, Conoidasida, Eucoccidiorida, Eimeriidae. Gene Ontology annotation, molecular function: GTP binding; GTPase activity; translation initiation factor activity. The transcript has 14 exons. Bases 1 to 3099 code for a protein of 1032 amino acids.